Messenger RNA from Suillus subaureus, 1285 nucleotides. RefSeq lists its product as uncharacterized. The transcript has 4 exons. Lineage: Eukaryota; Fungi; Basidiomycota; Agaricomycetes; Boletales; Suillaceae. Bases 368 to 838 code for a protein of 156 amino acids. The record is from RefSeq and is a predicted model, not a curated record.
UCGCGAGUAGAUUCCAUAUUUGGUGGCAUUUGGUUGUCGCGAUGAGUUCGCCAGCCACAGCGAAGUACCGAACGCAAAAUUUAGGUACCUUGACUUGGUUCUCUCUGCAUCUACCAUGUUCUUGUAUUCUACGGCCCACCAGUUGCCAGCAUGGAGCUAUUUGGGGUGAUUUGAUACAAGGGUUGAGGACUUUGGUGUUUGGUUCAGAAUGGAAAGGCCUGUAUCUUCCGUUCCAAGCACCGAGGUCUCCGUAGUGAUCAUCACUUGCUAUCAACUGCCUGUCCAGUGGUGAUGCCACCACUAGUAGUGCCUUCACCUCACCGCGUUGCUGCUUCGUUUUCUUCAACACAGGACCGUUCUCCCACAGAUGAGGUGUCCUGCAUUCCGUUGCUACCGUAUGUUUUCAGAUUUUACGGUCCUUUCAAGUGAUUUAACAGGCAUUUUGAUUGGAACGAUGAACUGCUCUGCCAUCCUGGUCAUCUUGAGCAGUGAGCAUGGAGGUGGUCUUGGUGGAGGACUUGCUGCUGUGGAGGCGCUCGUGACAAUUACCGUCACCCCCAACAUCACUACAGGUAGGAAAACGUGCAACUCUUCAACCCACCACCACUUCCGCUGCAGUACCGAAGGAGACAAACAACUAUACCUCGGAGGGAACUACGUAAAGUCCAGCCUUCUCCAAAUGAACUUUCAUACUGGGACCGGCGAAUGUGAGAAGGGAUACUUUGUUCUAUUUGGCGUUACUCAAACCAUCGGGCGUUCAAAGUCCAACAUUCAAUACUACAGUCAAUGGUCGCAGAAACGGGUAUCUCAGCCCUUUCCCAAUGCUCUACGCAAGUGACUAUGGAUAUUUUUGAAUCUGUUCUCACUCACUCAAGUACUGCCUGAGUGGAUAUGUGUGCCAUACCAAUUCAACCCGGAACAGAAAUCGAUUGAGCCUUGAUGUAAAAAGACUCAUGGUUGGGAUACUGUAAGACCAUGUGUCCUGAUCAAUAGUCAAUGUGGAUCGUAAAUGCAAGUUGAAGGGUCAAGGUGAGUUUUGGCUACUGUAACGAGUGAGAAUGAAAGUGACAGCCAUGUUGAUGGUCGCAUUUAAGAAGGCAUAAGAGCUUGAGUAGGUUGCCCAUUGGUAUCAGGUAAGUGAGAAUUAUCAACCUAUAUCAUAGUGUCGUUACCCAAUUGUUAUCGAUUUACAGCUAUUUUCAUAUCGAUAGAAUUCGCUUAGUCGCUUUUGUUUAUUAUUGGAGCGACAGCAAACGUUUAACAGAAGCGCUCAUGCUAGCUACUU